AUGAAAGUUCUAGGCAAACCCGACGUAUAUGUUUCAUGCUGUCCCUUUCGUGUUGAACGAUUAGGCAGAAGAACAGAUUCACACGUAAACCCUGGGGUAUUAGGAUCCAGUAGCCUGUGUGUCCAAUCAAGAAAUCCGGCCCUUCGUGUUGAACUCUGGCCAGGGCUUGAUGGUUCCCGUGCAACAAUCGAGGCGCGU
Racocetra persica is the source of this 198-nucleotide messenger RNA. The record is from the annotation of a GenBank genome assembly. NCBI's taxonomy places the organism in Eukaryota, Fungi, Glomeromycota, Glomeromycetes, Diversisporales, Gigasporaceae.